ACGAGUGGCUGCAGAUGAAGCAACCACUCGAUAAGAACAUAAACAAUGACCUCCCUCCUUCAGCCUCCUACCCACUUCGCCACUCGUCUCCAGAAUCAACAACUUCACAAGCUAGGCGAUCGUCAGUAGCCAGCAGCAUGGGCUCAGAGUCUCCGCCAGCCGGCUUCUUCUCAACCUUUUCCGUGGUCGACCCGAACGGAACUAACGGUCUCGAGAACGGUGCUGGCAUCGGGGGUACAACCCGAGCCCAGAAACGGAACAGGCGCGUCUUUGUGUGUAUUCCAUGCCACAAGAGAAAGUUAAAGUGCGACAAGAACCUGCCGUGUGGUAGAUGUGUAGCGUACGGUGCGGCCGAUGAAUGCGUAUAUCAGGCUUUAACAUCGGCUUCUACGUCACCGGCAUCUUCUGCCCCUACACCAUACGCGGCAGGCAGGCAGGAACCGACAAUCGAACGGCGAAGCUCGUCGCGUGCCUCGUCUCGGGGCGGGGCCAGGGAUCAUCAACCCCGAUAUGCAUACCGUUCGAGCGAUGGGAAGUGUCGAGCCACGGGCAUCUCACACUGGACUGUGGUAGCUAGCGAGUUCGAGGAGGCUUGUCCGUACUUAUUCGGCUCUGAUGCUCAGUGGCAACCACGAUAUCGGCAGCUCAAAAACCUCAAGUACUUCUUCACCUCGCUCUCAGGGGCCAAUUUUCCAUUCAGCAACAGCAGCCCCUACACGCCAAGCAAGAACGAGAUCAUAAACAGCUUACCGCCGCGGAACGUUGUCGAUGCGCUAGUGGGCAACUACUUUAUGACAUUCGAGUCGACGCAUCGCCUGCUGCACCCGGCACAGUUCCAGGAGGAGGUCGAGGCGUUCUGGACGGACCGGGAGAACACCGACGACAUAUUCCUGGCACAGCUGUGCGUGAUGCUCACGCUCGGCUGCCAAUCGGCCCCGGAGACACUCUUUGAAGGCACAGGGCGUCUGGCUUCCCAGUGGACCGAGGUCCUCUUGGAUUGCGCACAAAUAUCGCUAGGUCGAUCCCCCUACAUGCUCAUGCCAAGCCUGGCUACGGUCCGGACCCUCUGUAUGAUGACCCUGUGCAAGACCAUCGGGCUCAGGGGCACGACUUCCUGGCAGGCUUCGACCAUGAUGGGGUUCGUCGUGAGGAUGGCCACGUCCUUGCAGCUUCACCGGUCUGCAACAAUGUUCCCAGGCAUGCCGGAGUUUGAGGCCGAGUGCAGGAGGCGAGUCUGGGCGACCGUCCAGCUGCUGGACUUGGAUGUGGCCAUGUGGGCGGGCACCAUACCGAUUGCUCGCGACCAUGACAAUGAACCGCCUCUGAGCAUCAACGACUCGGAUAUCCGCCAGGACCCGACAUUGCUUGGAGAUGGGCAGGGGUAUGCAUCUCGUGGCUGGGUUAUCGACAACUUUUGGGCUGCUAGCGAGUACACGGAUGGUGCUUUCCAGUCAAAGCUUGCCGAGGUGGUUCCGCUGCUCUCCGAGGUCAUCGCUAUCGUCAACUCGAUCUCAGCCACGAGCCCGAGGAACGGUGGCGUCCCCGGUGGCUUUGAGCAUGAAAAGGUAAUGAGGCUGGACAAGCGCAUCAGGACACGCCUCAAGGAGGUGGAAGCACUCCUUGCAUCUGGCCGAGGGGUGACUCGUCCGGACCGCCAGGGCGUGCUGGGAGGCCAGCUGCAGUUUGUCCGGGUUCUGGCCCACAGGACCUUGCUGGCACUGCACCACGCCUUUGCAAGGGGUUCCACGGCGCAUAUAGUCCGUCAUGAACAGUCGCUCCGUGCAACCCUCGAGUCGUCGCUGGCCCUGCUCAACAUCCAGCAGCACGUCGCUGCCGACACGGCACUCGCCACCCUAGCGGUCGCCACCGCGAUGCUGGAUCCGUCCAGUGCCGCGCGUGGACGAUCCAGGUCGACAUGCUCGUCACCGGGCCUCUCGCCGGCCAUCCUGUCCUCCGCCGGCGUCCCCAUGCACGCCGGCGGCGACUCCCGCAGGUGGCUGCUCGACCUGUGCAGGGACGACUUUAGCAUCGCGGCCGCCUACGUGAUCCUCGCCCUGCGCCGGGGCGACUUUGAUGACUGCGACGGCGCGGCCUCCCCCGACGCCGCCGCCGCCGCCCUACGGCAGUCGCUGGUGGUGGUGCGCACCCGGGCCUGCCGCACCCUCCUGCACUUUAAGGACUUUACGGGGCUCAGCAUCCUGGCCGGCUGCCUGAGCUACGUCAAGACGGACGCGCGGCGGUUCGAUGCCGCCGCCACCGCCUGCGGCCAGGGCGCGGGCCUGCUGGCCGUCAUGAUGCAAGUGGCGCAGGACCUCGAGGACGUCAUCGUCGCGGGCAAGUCCGAGGUGAUUUGGUCGUCGGCCGCGGCGGUGGAUGCCGUUUCCACCUCGGGCGUGCAGAUGGGGCCGGCCAUGAUGCAUCACCAGCAGCAGCAUGCGGAGCACAUGCUGGCGCAGACGACGCAGCCGCCCAUCAUGUCGCACCAUUCGCACCACAUGGCGCACACGACGGCUCCUCAUCAGGAUCCGUUUGUUGCCAUGAUGGGGAUUGGGUUUAUGGGGUCGUUUCCGUAGAGAGGGAUUUGUAUAGACUAUAGAGUAGGGUUGGGGGAGGAGGAAGGAAGCGGUGGCAUCUGUGCAGCCUUGUUCGUUCAGGGCUAGGUAGGACCAUAGAAAGUCUGAUUUGGUGCUAUAUUUGGAUUUGUAAAAUAGACACAUGUUUCAAGCUUUGCUGAAACUGUAAUGUUGCA
Molecule: messenger RNA, 2749 nt
Organism: Pyricularia oryzae 70-15
Lineage: Eukaryota; Fungi; Ascomycota; Sordariomycetes; Magnaporthales; Pyriculariaceae
Exons: 3
Coding region: 15-2573 (852 amino acids)
Biological process (GO): DNA-templated transcription; regulation of DNA-templated transcription
Cellular component (GO): nucleus
Molecular function (GO): DNA binding; zinc ion binding; DNA-binding transcription factor activity, RNA polymerase II-specific
Source: RefSeq, a predicted model, not a curated record